AUGGAAGACGUGAUCUCUCAAGAGCCUGGGGAUCUGGGAAGAGCUCUGUGCAUCAUCACAGGUGCGUCCAAAGGCUACGGCCGGACGCUGGCGUUCCAGCUCAGCUGCCUGCUGAAGCCCAAAUCCGUCCUGAUGCUGGUCGCCCGAACCGCAGACCAACUGAACCAGGUAAAGGAGGACAUCAUAACCCUGUACGGCAGACAAAACAAACUGGACGUCCGCUGCGUGCAAGCAGACCUGGAAAAGAAGGAAGGCGUGGAAAAAACGGUUCAUGCAGCUAAAGAGACUUCAGUGACUGAAAUGGACCACUUACUUCUGAUCAACAACGCAGGCUCUCUGGGCGACGUGUCUCGCUUUGCUCUGAUGUUCACGGAUCCGGCCGAGGUGAACCGUUACCUGUCCCUGAACGUCAGUGGUGUGCUCAGUUUGACGGCCGGCGUCUUGCAAGCGUUUCCUCGUCGACUGGGUCUGCGGCGUACGGUGGUGAACAUCAGCUCUUUGUGUGCGCUGAAGCCCUUCCCGUCGUGGGUCCUGUACUGCACCGGUAAAGCCGCUCGGGACAUGAUGUUUCGUGUAUUAGCCGAGGAGGAGCCGGACGUACGAGUGCUCAAUUACGCCCCCGGUCCUCUGGACACAGACAUGCAGCUGCAGGCGCGCUGUCUCUCCGGAGAUCCGCAGCUGCGCCGCUCCUUCUCCAUGUUGUCCGAGGGCCAGCUGCUCUCCUGCGAGGAGUCCGGAGCCAAACUCAUGAAGCUCCUGCUGGACAACAACUACCCGUCCGGCGCUCAUCUCGACUUCUAUGAGCUCUAACGCUUAUGGCUUUCAUACUGUACAUACGUUCACAGAUGUUUCUAAUGUUAUAAUAUGUUGCUGAUAGAUUUGUAAUGUUUUUUAGGUCUUAAAUGAGAAGUCCACUUCCAGAACAAUUUACAAAUAAUUUACUCACCCCCUUGUCAUCCAAGAUGUUCAUGUCUUUCUGUCUUCAGUCAUGAACAAAUUAUGGUUUUUGAGGAAAACA
This is a messenger RNA of Labeo rohita (rohu), 1018 nucleotides long. RefSeq names its product sepiapterin reductase b (gene sprb). Gene Ontology annotation, biological process: tetrahydrobiopterin biosynthetic process. NCBI's taxonomy places the organism in Eukaryota, Metazoa, Chordata, Actinopteri, Cypriniformes, Cyprinidae. Gene Ontology annotation, molecular function: sepiapterin reductase (NADP+) activity. The record is from RefSeq and is a predicted model, not a curated record. The coding region runs from base 1 to 810 and encodes 269 amino acids. The transcript is spliced from 3 exons.